UAUAUACAUAUAUUUUUUUGCGUCUAUUCUUGUUGUUGCAUUCCUUGAAUUCGUGUUGGCCUUGCUUAUUUUUAUUUCUUUUUAUUUCCUCUUUUACCACCAUCCAAUUUUGCCGCUGCUGCCACCCAGAUAGCGCGACUGAAAGUAAAAUAAAAGCAUGCAGAUACACAGGUGUCGCUUUGUCGAUUAUGUUCCACAGGCGAUCAACGCCAUCGAGUUUACACCAGAGACCUCCAAGCGCCAGUACAUUGCCGUUGGCCGGGCAAACGGUGACAUUGAGCUUUGGGGUGUCAAAGGAAAGCUUGUUUACGACAAAAUGAUUCCCAACGUCGUCAAGGGAUCCGUGGAGACCCUGGCGUGGUCGCACCAGACCGAGCUGACCGCAGACGACUUGGAGCUGUUUGACACUAAUGUUGAGCGCGAGGCCGCCAAGAAGCGGCUCGUGGAGCGCGCACCGCGUCUGUUCACAGCCGGCCUUAACGCAGUCAUUAUUGAGUGGGAUCUGGCCAAGCUGGUGCCCAAGGCCAUUAUAGAUUCGAACGGCGGCGCGGUAUGGUGCAUGGCAACGAAUCACGCACAGACUAAGCUGGCCGUGGGUACGGAGGACGGUCACAUUCGCAUUUUCGACAUAACCGACGACAAGCUGAUGUACCAGCGCUGCUUCGACAAGAUCAACAGCCGCAUUUUGUCCGUCGCCUGGUCGCAUGAUGACUCCACCAUUGUUACCGGAUCGGCAGACAGCUCCGUGCGCAUCUGGACUGCUAGCACUGGCCAUGUUGUCGCUCGCAUGACCCUGCCCAAGGAAGGCCGCGACCCGACCCUGGUAUGGGCCGUCACCGUCCUCAAGGACGACACGAUUGUUUCUGGCGAUUCGCGCGGCCACGUUGUCUUCUGGGAUCCGAUCAUGCACGUUUCCCUGCAGGACUUCCGCGCACAGGGUGCCGACGUCCUUUGCCUGACCGCCGACAAGGCCGGUCACACGGUGUUCGCCUCGGGCGUCGAUCCGAAGAUCACGCAGUUCAAGCUCUUUAUCGGAAGCAGCCCUGCCGAGGCCAUCAGCACCAAGAAGAAGUCCCUCCCCAACAAGACCCGCAAGUGGCAGCUCUCGGGAUUCCGCCGCUAUCACACGCAUGAUGUGCGCGCGCUGGCAGUCAGCUCGAACGCCAAGCACAACCUGCUGAUCUCCGGCGGCGCUGACACUCAGGUGGCCUCCUGCGAGUCAGACUCGUUCCCCAACGACAACCCACACCGCCAGCCGUGCUUCCCGCCGGUCGACAGCAUUAUCAGUGUUGCGCCCAAGUCCAAGCUCGUUCUGCAGCACGAGGGGUGUACGCUCAAAAUCUGGGAGCUCGGCAAGUCCGAGCCCAUGCCGCCGCACAUGAACGAUACGAUGGAGACCGGCCAGGCACUCCAAGUCUACGAGCGGCAGCGCGAUCUGCUGCGCAUGGACCUGAACACCAAAACGAACAUUCUCAGCAGCACGAUUUCGCCCUCCGGCGCGCUGAUCGCUGCGUCGGACUCGACGGGCCCCAAGCUCUACUCUGUUACCCGCACCGGCGACAGCGGUGAGCAUGUGCGUGUGCGCCGCGUGAAGGAAUUCCCGCCGCCCAACUUUGUGCCCGACUACUCUGAUCACCGCGGCGUCACCCAGAUGCGCUUUACCAGCGAUGAGAGCCGCAUCAUCAUGUCGACGACGGAUGGAUUCGUGUCGAUUGUCGACAUUUCGCAGUGGCAGUCCGGUGUUUUCGAGACCGUACGCCGCCACUGUGGCCACCGCAGCACCAAGGACGAGACCGAGACCGAUGCCGGCUGCGACAAUGUGCCCACCCACCCGGCCCAGGCUAGGAAGAUGACUCCAGCUGAUGUUGAGCUGCGGACAAUUACCAACAUGGCUGUGAGCGCUGAUGGCAAGUUUGUGGCCACCAGCGACUCCAACGCAACCAUCAUUGUCUCAUCAGUGACCGGCGCACACAGCUCAGUGUUGCCCUCGAUGCAGAAGGGCAAGGUGGACAGUCUCCCGACCGCCAUGAUUUUUGACCUCAAGGGCAACCUGGUCAUCACAACUGCAUCCAAUCUGAUCUUUGUGUGGGACGUUUCCAAGUCCUGCUUCACGAAGUGGACCAAGGAGCACUCGGCGACCGAUAUCCCGCGCACGUUUGAAAACUUUGGAGACUGCGUCUCUGGCAUUGUCACAAACCCCACCGAGGUCAAUAUCGUUUACGCCUGGGCGGCCGGCCAUAUCACCCGCAUAGACCUGUCGAUCCCUCCAGGUCCCAAGAGAGCCGUGCUCAACAUCCACAAGCGCAAGGAUAUCGAGAAGGACAUCCUAACGCGGUUCUUGGACGAAAAGCAGGCGGCCGACAAGAGAUCCGCACGGCACAUUAUCAAGCGGAAGAAAAAGGAAGAGGAGUCAGUCGAUGGGUCUGUCAAUGGCAGUGCCAGGAUGGACAUCGUGGUCGAGUCUAAGGACGCCCGGGCGGAGGACUCUGUUGUUGAAGUGGACUGGACAAAGAGCAAAGACUGGGCGUCGACUUAUGCUGCGCGCCUGCGCGAGGCUGGAAUCAAUGUUAACGUGCCGCACAACUUCCGCAUGACCCAGCGCUAUCAACACUUGAUGCAUGUGUCGUUUAUUGACAACGACACAAUGGUGGUCAUUGAGAGGCCUUGGAUAGAUGUUGCCAGCGUGCUCCCCUUGGCAUACCAUCGCCACAAAUAUGGCGCUUGAGCUUUUUGGCGAAUACUAUUUGGGACUUACGCAUUUUUCAU
Messenger RNA from Kickxella alabastrina, 2766 nucleotides. RefSeq names its product WD40-repeat-containing domain protein. The record is from RefSeq and is a predicted model, not a curated record. The transcript has a single exon. Gene Ontology annotation, molecular function: protein binding; RNA binding. Gene Ontology annotation, biological process: maturation of SSU-rRNA from tricistronic rRNA transcript (SSU-rRNA, 5.8S rRNA, LSU-rRNA). Gene Ontology annotation, cellular component: small-subunit processome; 90S preribosome; t-UTP complex. Bases 158 to 2725 code for a protein of 855 amino acids. Lineage: Eukaryota; Fungi; Kickxellomycota; Kickxellomycetes; Kickxellales; Kickxellaceae.